Coregonus sp. 'balchen' is the source of this 498-nucleotide messenger RNA. The record is from the annotation of a GenBank genome assembly. NCBI's taxonomy places the organism in Eukaryota, Metazoa, Chordata, Actinopteri, Salmoniformes, Salmonidae.
AUGAAGCUCAUCAUCAUCCAUCACUUAACCACCGUGAAGCUCAUCAUCAUCAUCCAUCACUUAACCACUGUGAAACUCAUCACCAUCCAUCACUUAACCACCAUGAAGCUCAUCACUGUCCAUCACUUAACCACCAUGAAGCUCAUCACCGUCCAUCACUUAACCACCAUGAAGCUCAUCACCGUCCAUCACUUAACCACCAUGAAGCUCAUCAUCAUCCAUCACUUAACCACCAUGAAGCUCAUCAUCAUCCAUCACUUAACCACUGUGAAACUCAUCACCAUCCAUCACUUAACCACCAUGAAGCUCAUCAUCAUCCAUCACUUAACCACCAUGAAGCUCGUCAUCAUCCAUCACUUAACCACCAUGAAGCUCAUCACCAUCAUCCAUCACUUAACCACCAUGAAACUCAUCACUGUCCAUCACUUAACCACCAUGAAACUCAUCAUCAUCAUCCAUCCCUUAACCACCAUGAAACUCAUCACAUCCAUCACUUAA